AUGGAAGCACAACUUCCAACCAGCUCAGAGCUCAGAGCUGACCUUGAUCGCGACGGCUUUGUCCUCAUACGAAAUGCCUUCUCUGGCGAAACUUUGGACCGUUACAGAACCGCCGCACAGAAAGCAGUAGACCUCGCAAGAUCCGGCAAAUGGCCCUACAUCCGAACUCUCCCCAAGCAAUUCCCUCCCUGGAAUGAAGACGCCAGUCAUGGAAUCUGGGGCGUUCAGCAUCUACUUCAUCCCGACAUGCCAGAGCGAAAGGUGUUCGCGGAGUCGUACUUCAACGACACGAUGCUUGAAGCUGUGUGCCGAUUGCUGCAGUGCGAGCGGGACGUGUUGGUCCUGGAGCUGUAUAAUAUGCUUGUACGACCCGACCGAGACUUCGCACUGCGCUGGCACCGUGAUGACAUCGGGCCUGAUGUACCUGCCAAAGAAGAAGAAGAGCGGCUUAAAGAACCUAUGAUGCACACGCAAUGGAAUCUGGCACUGUUCGACGACGCCUCCUUGGUCGUCGUGCCUGGCUCGCACAAGCGUGCUCGGACUGAUAUGGAGCGAAGUGCUGAUCCGUUCGAAGACGAUAUGCCAGGCCAGAAGGUCGUGAGGAUGGGCCCUGGUGAUAUCCUCUUCUACAACAACAAUAUUUUGCAUCGAGGUGUGUAUGACUCGACCAAUGAGCGAAUGACGCUGCACGGCACGAUGGGCAUUGCCGGGACUGAUGCAGCAAGGGCGAGGAACAUCUUGCAGCACGGCAUCGGCUCUUGGGCGAAGGAAGCGGACUUCAGCAAUCUGCCGCCCGACAUGCGAGAUAUCGCAAAGGGCAUGCAAGGACGAUUGAUCUCGAUGGGAGGUGUUGAUGAUGUAGGGUAUUCCCAGGCUGACUAG
Messenger RNA from Saxophila tyrrhenica, 882 nucleotides. RefSeq lists its product as uncharacterized. Bases 1 to 882 code for a protein of 293 amino acids. The transcript has a single exon. NCBI's taxonomy places the organism in Eukaryota, Fungi, Ascomycota, Dothideomycetes, Mycosphaerellales, Extremaceae. The record is from RefSeq and is a predicted model, not a curated record.